AGGGUCUUGUGACCAUCGAUAUUUUGCGACUCGUGAGGUUCGUUGGUCCGUUUCUUGGUGUGUACAUUGAGUGUGGUGAAAAGAUUUUCGAUUUUCAGCUUUUCUCCGUGAACAUCUAGCGCCAAAAUGUCGUCCAAAGAUCGUAUUCCGAUCUUCCCGUCUCGCGGAGCUCAAAUGCAGAUGAAGGCCCGCCUUGCUGGAGCCCACAAGGGCCAUGGAUUGCUGAAAAAGAAGGCCGAUGCAUUGCAAAUGCGAUUCCGUAUGAUUCUCAGUAAGAUCAUUGAGACGAAAACGCUCAUGGGAGAAGUGAUGAAAGAAGCGGCUUUCUCGUUGGCGGAGGCGAAGUUUGCUUCGGGUGAUUUUAAUCAGGUUGUUUUGCAAAACGUCACCAAAGCCCAAAUCAAAAUCCGCACCAAGAAGGACAACGUAGCUGGCGUAACGCUGCCAGUCUUUGAAUCGUAUCAAGACGGUUCGGAUACGUAUGAGCUGACCGGAUUGGCGAAGGGUGGACAGCAGCUUCAGAAGCUGAAGAAAAAUUACCAGAGCGCGGUAAAACUGCUGGUUGAGCUUGCAUCGCUCCAGACGUCGUUUGUGACAUUGGAUGAAGUUAUUAAGAUCACCAACCGUCGAGUUAACGCCAUUGAGCAUGUAAUCAUUCCUAGAAUUGAUCGCACUCUUGCAUACAUCAUUUCCGAGCUCGAUGAAUUGGAGCGUGAAGAAUUCUACCGUCUGAAGAAGAUUCAGGACAAGAAACGCAUCGCCAAGAAGAAGGCAGAAGAGAAAAGAGCAGCAUUGCUGCAACAAGGUAUUGACGUACGUAGCCAGGCAAAUAUUCUUGAUGAGGGCGAUGAUGAUAUCCUCUUCUAAAAGAGCACAAAGAUAUGAUGGCCCCAUACGAGUGCUUGCUUCAAAUUGGGUUAGAAGUAUCAAUGUUUCUAAGGAUUCGAGUGCUAUGAAAGUAAUUGAAAAAAAACAUUCGUGAGCGCGUAAGAUACGAUUCCAUCAGGAAUGCUCCCAUUGUUGUAUUUCUGCAUAUUUUAACUUCCCUUUAGAUCCUUAACUUCUGCAUGAGGGCCUGUUUAUGUUUAUUGUUUAUAUUUUAUGGUUUCGCGGUGGAUAUUGUGGUCGUCAACAGAAGGGAAAACACACAUGAUUCAACAAACAACUUACCAACAAAAACUGCAUAUAACAAAAACAGUUGCAGUAAAACGAUCCACAAUAAAACCGCGUUGACCUUCUGUUAUAUACACCGAAAAAGGUACAUAUGAAAAUAAUGAUGCAAAAUAUACUGUGAGAACUAGAACUA
This is a messenger RNA of Anopheles coustani, 1306 nucleotides long. Its product is annotated as V-type proton ATPase subunit D 1. The transcript is spliced from 5 exons. Bases 127 to 867 code for a protein of 246 amino acids. Gene Ontology annotation, cellular component: proton-transporting V-type ATPase complex. Lineage: Eukaryota; Metazoa; Arthropoda; Insecta; Diptera; Culicidae. The record is from RefSeq and is a predicted model, not a curated record. Gene Ontology annotation, molecular function: proton-transporting ATPase activity, rotational mechanism.